AUGUCGGCAUCCGACUACUACAACAACAACAACAACUCAUACACGCACCCUCAAAACCAAGGGCAGCAGUAUCAAGGCCAACCAUACCAGGGCCAACCAUACCAGGGCCAACCAUACCAGGGCCAGCCUUACCAGCAGCCACCGCAGUACCAGCAAUACCCACAGUACCCGCCUACCCAGCAGCAGCAACCAUCCCCCUACGCCUCGCAGCAGCAGCUGGCGCCGUACGACCACGACGCAAAGCGCCCUACGUCUGCGCACUCGGCUUCGUCGCACCAGCCCCAGCAGCAGCAGCAGCAGCAGUACUACCAAGACCCGAACCGCGCAGGCGGGCCCUCCUCCGCCCAGCACGCCGGCGAGGCCGGCGAGCGCGGUCUGAUGUCGACCGUGGUGGGCGGUGCGGGCGGUGCGUUCCUCGGCAACAAGGUCGGCAACGGCGGCAAGCUCAAGACGAUGCUGGGGGCCGUCGCCGGCGCCGUCGCAGCGAAUAUUGUCAGCCACAAGAUCAAGGACCACAGGCAGGAUCACCAGCAGCAGCAGCAACACCACCACCACCAAGGGGGUCAUCAUCAGGGUGGAGGCAGCAGCAGCAGCAUCAUCAUGGUCAUCAUGGCCAUCACCACGGGCAUCAUGGCCACCACGGUCACCACCAUCAGUCUGAUUAUGGUUCCCAGGGGCCACAUCAUCAUGGACAUCAUCACCAUGGGCAUCAUCACGGUCACCACCAUGGCAACGGGGGUCGACAAGCCCAUCAAGAAGUCCUGCAGCACCAAGCAUCGCCGCGACGGCAGGGGCAGUGACACCUCGACCAUGUCGCAGGACAAGUGGUGCCAAGUCCACCAGGUAUCCUAUUCUGGGACGUGCUGCACCUUCUGCAUCGACGCCAGUGACCGCUUUGACGACCUGGGCCGGCUUGGCUCUGCUGACGGACUGAUUUCUGCGGAGAAACAGGGUGACUGCGACGGCCUCCACCAUCCCUCGAUGAUGAACUAA
This is a messenger RNA of Pyricularia pennisetigena, 993 nucleotides long. RefSeq lists its product as uncharacterized. Lineage: Eukaryota; Fungi; Ascomycota; Sordariomycetes; Magnaporthales; Pyriculariaceae. The record is from RefSeq and is a predicted model, not a curated record. Gene Ontology annotation, cellular component: outer membrane. The transcript has 3 exons. The coding region runs from base 1 to 993 and encodes 330 amino acids.